ACUCAUCACACACCACUCACACCACUCCGCGACAACAUGAGAGCCUUCAUCGUCCUGUGCGCGCUGGUAGCGUUGGCGGCGGGCGGCGCGGUGCGCGAGAAGCGCGGCUUCAGCAGCGGCUGGGGCGGCGCCGGCGGCAGCUCGCUCAGCUCGGGCUGGAGCGGUGGCUACUCGGGCGGUGGCUACUCGGGCGGUGGCUACGGCGGCGGCUACGGCGGUGGCUACGGCGGUGGCUACGGCGGCGGUUACUCGGGCGGCUCCUCGGGCGGUUGGUCCGCGCCCGCCGCGAAGGUGGUGGCCGUGCAGAAGGUGGUCAACGUGCAGCGUGAGAUCACUGUGCCCCAGGUCGUGAACGUGCGCAAGGUGGUCUCGGUGCCACAGGUGGUCACCGUCAAGCAAGUCGUGCCCGUCUCAGGCGGAUACUCCGGCGGAUACUCCUCCGGCGGUUACUCCGGCGGAUACUCGGGCGGAUACUCCUCUGGCGGACACUCCUCUGGUGGAUACUCUGGCGGAUACAGCGGUGGACGCUCCGGCGGUUACGGCGGCGGCUACUCCAGCGGCGGCUGGUGGUGAACUCUCUAGUCAACGACACGUUAAUUGUGAUAUUAAGUUUUGUAAAUAAAUUAAAUAUUUUAAUUAA
Molecule: messenger RNA, 640 nt
Organism: Spodoptera litura
Lineage: Eukaryota; Metazoa; Arthropoda; Insecta; Lepidoptera; Noctuidae
Source: RefSeq, a predicted model, not a curated record